AUGUCUGACAAAGUCAACCAUGUUUUCAAGAAAUAUCUCAACCAGCUUCAGCUUCAUCCUCUCAGAACCAAGGCAAUUACUGCAGCAGUUUUGGCUGGUUUUAGUGAUGCAGUUGCACAGAAGAUAUCUGGGGCCAAGAAGCUUCAGUUGAGAAGGCUGCUUCUUUUCAUGCUCUAUGGUUUUGCCUACUCAGGACCCUUUGGACAUUUUCUCCACAAAUUGAUGGAUAAAAUUUUUAAGGGGCAGAAAGGCAAUGACACUGUUGCUAAGAAGGUGAUCCUUGAACAGAUAACCAGUUCCCCGUGGAACAACUUUUUAUUCAUGAUGUACUACGGCUUGGUUAUAGAAGGAAGACCUUGGAGUACAGUCUUGAACAAAGUUAAAAAGGACUACCCUUCUGUUCAAUUGACUGCAUGGAAGUUUUGGCCUGUAGUUGGAUGGGUAAAUUACCAGUAUAUGCCUCUGCAGCUCCGUGUUGUAUUUCACAGCUUUGUUGCUGCUUGCUGGGGAAUCUUUCUGAAUCUGAAAGCAAGGUCUGUUGCAAUUAAGGCUGCGUAA
Molecule: messenger RNA, 558 nt
Organism: Sphenostylis stenocarpa
Lineage: Eukaryota; Viridiplantae; Streptophyta; Magnoliopsida; Fabales; Fabaceae
Source: the annotation of a GenBank genome assembly